AUGCCCACCAUCACCAUCAAGAUCCACAUCGACGAGGCACAGGUGCACGGCGCUGCCCAGGCUGCGACGGUGCCUGGUGCCGGGCAGCCGCUGCAUGCGUCGACCAGCGCAGGCGACCAGAGCUCCGUGAACGUGCAGCGCACCGCAGAGACGAAGAACACUGACGCCGCAGCCGCCGAAGCGGCAUACGCCGCUGCCGUGAAGAAGGCGUUCGUCGGCAAGAGGUCGGCCAAGUAUCUCCUGGAGGGUUUCGGCGCCAACGAGGACACGCUCGACGAGACGGCCGAGCGCCUCCAGAGCGAGAUGGAGGCACGCUUCCGUGCGGCCUACGAUGCUGGCUUCUCCGACAGCUGUGCGAGCCUGGACGCCGACCACGCCUACCUGGCGAUGAUCUUCGGCGUCGAGGACCACAUCCGCGCGACAGCUCGCCCGGGCUUCAUCGCCGGAGUCAAGGGCACGUGA
This is a messenger RNA of Tilletiopsis washingtonensis, 462 nucleotides long. RefSeq lists its product as hypothetical. The coding region runs from base 1 to 462 and encodes 153 amino acids. The transcript is spliced from 4 exons. NCBI's taxonomy places the organism in Eukaryota, Fungi, Basidiomycota, Exobasidiomycetes, Entylomatales. The record is from RefSeq and is a predicted model, not a curated record.